Sebastes umbrosus (honeycomb rockfish) is the source of this 2435-nucleotide messenger RNA. RefSeq names its product PC4 and SFRS1 interacting protein 1a (gene psip1a). The record is from RefSeq and is a predicted model, not a curated record. The transcript has 17 exons. Gene Ontology annotation, cellular component: nucleus. Gene Ontology annotation, biological process: regulation of transcription by RNA polymerase II. NCBI's taxonomy places the organism in Eukaryota, Metazoa, Chordata, Actinopteri, Perciformes, Sebastidae. Bases 180 to 1733 code for a protein of 517 amino acids. Gene Ontology annotation, molecular function: transcription coregulator activity; double-stranded DNA binding.
AUAUAGUGGUACAGUCCGUCGACGUCCUGAGCGGGAGCGGAAAACGUGCGUCCGCCUGUGAGGAGAAGGAAGAGCAGCGGUCUGUGUUCCUGCUGCAAUAACACCUUACAGACACAUCUACAUAUCAUACUGUUUCCUAUAGGCGUCUGCACAAACUAGAGCUUGGUAAGGUGCUCAGCAUGACUCGAGAUUGGAAACCUGGUGAUCUGAUCUUUGCCAAGAUGAAGGGAUAUCCACACUGGCCUGCAAGAAUCGAUGAAGUCCCAGACGGUGCUGUGAAGCCAUCCAAUAUCAAGUUGCCCAUCUUCUUCUUUGGCACCCAUGAAACAGCAUUUCUUGGCCCAAAAGACAUCUUUCCGUACCAGCCCAACAAAGAGAAGUACGCCAAGCCCAACAAGAGGAAAGGCUUCAAUGAAGGAUUGUGGGAGAUAGAGAACAACCCAAAAGUUGAGCUCACUGCACCCAAGCCGGUCGCCCCUGAAUCUUUCACUGGAAAGGAUUCGGACAGCAGCCCAGAAGGAGAAGAGGAAGCAGAAGACAAGGGGAUAAAACCCAAAGUUCCAGGAAGUGAGGCUGAGCAGGAGAAUGAGAAUGAGGAGGAGGAGGAUGAGGAGGUGGAGGAGGAUGAGGAGGAGGAGGAGGAGGAGGAGGAGGAGGAGGAAGGGUCUCUGAUCUCUGAGCAGGGUCCUCAGAACCAGGAUGGUUCUGCACAGAAAGAAUCCACAGAUGUUCCUAAACCCAAGAGAGGAAGAAAGAAAAAGAGUGAUGCUGAGCAGGAGACUGAAAAACACGAUGCUCCCGCCAGUCCCGUUAGUCCCUCAGCAGGUGCAGAGGCUCCUAAACGAAGAGGCAGGAAGCCCAAAAGUGAGAAGUUACUUUUGCUUAAGCAGCAGCAGCAGGACCAGCAAGGCUCAGGAAAUGAAAUGGACACUGCUGAGUCAGACAGAAAGAGAAAGAGGGCAGCAGAGGACAAGUCCAAGAGUGGAGAGGAGGAGAAGAGGAAGAAGGAGGACGGCAAAGGAAAGGAAGCAGAGGUGAAGGAGCCUGAAGCCAAGAAGAAGAAGAAGGAAGACGGCUCCUCAGGCUCUGAUGAUGAAGAGAAAAACAAAGGCAGAAAGAAAAACUCAGAAAUGGACAAAGAUGUGCGGCGACGGAAAGCGGAUGAAUUGAGAGAGCCAAACAAAGAUGAUGGGAAGAAAAAUGAAGACAGGACAGGAGGCAAGAAAAAGGAAAUGUCAACUGACCUGAAGCUGCAGAGCCUGCACAGUGAAAUCAAGAUUUCACUGAAAAUUGACAACCCUGAUGUGAAGAAGUGCAUGGAGGCGUUAGAUGAGAUUAGUGCCCUUCAGGUCACAACCCAAAACCUGCAGAAACACAGUGAACUGAUUUCCACACUCAAAAAGAUUCGCAGAUUCAAGGCCAGCCAGGACGUCAUGGACAAGGCCACCAUGUUGUAUAACAAGUUCAAGAGCAUGUUUCUGGUUGGAGAGGGCGACUGCGUGCUCAGCCAGGUACUCAACAAGUCUAUAGCUGAACAGCGGCAGCACGAGGAGGCCAAGAAAGGAGCGCUGAAGAGAGUGGAACAAGCCAAGGAAAAUAACCCAGACAAGAUGACAAAUGGUGAUAUCAGCCCCGAAGAGAAGAGGCAGGAGACGGAGAGAGAGAAGCUUCUUGAAGACACCUCAGUGGGAGAAAAUCACAGUGCCCCAAAAGCUCAGGAAGAGUCCACUUGAGUGUCCUACACGCCUGAAGAAAAAAGAGAAGACAUUUGCUGCUGUACUCGUACAACCUUUGUCCAGACUGGGCUGACCAACUGGGAUCUUCUGUCCAGUUCCUUUUUGAUGACUGAUCAUGAUCACUGGUUUCCAGUUUACUUACUGUUCCUGUCAGUGUUGCUGCUUAAUCGUUUCAGUACAUCAAACCCCUCCACUCCCGAGAUAGACUGACUGCAUAUUUUAUUUUUUUUACUUUGUGUGUAAUCUUUACCUUUCAGACUCCUUGUGUCACACCUGUUGAAUUUUGAGUAAUGGCUGUGUAAUGAUUAAGAACUUGUAGAUUUGCAGCACCAAGAACUUAGAUCUUAAUGCGCAUGCUCACAGAUACAAGAGUAGUACCAUCUGGUCCUAUUUUGUCAUCGUACUCAUUGCAUUUAAAUAGUUUUUGACAUUUACAGAAUCAACAGUUUGAUCUUAACUUACAGAUUAUGUGAAAUGCAGAGGUUUAGUUGUGGUUAGAAGCACCAUUACCAUGUCUAAUCAUAUUGGCUGCAACAUUCCCCAGUUUGCCAAAGUUCACAGUAUUUGGCCAAAUUUUCUCAAACAUGUUCAACUGUCUGUUUUAAAACUUUUGUUUUUAACGUAGAUGUAAAUAAGAGUAUUUUUCUGCCUGUCUGAUGACCUGUUUCCGCAUCCAAUAAUAAAGUAGAACAUAUAGUA